GUACGACCGUUAGUGUGUGUCCACGAGCUUUGCCGUCCGGUUAGUACACAGCGACCAGACCAGAAGCAGCGGCAAUCGCGUUUGUCCAGAGACACUUGAAUUAUUGUACUUAAAGUGUGUUGUCUUUUUACCGUGUGCGCCCACCUGCAAGUCGGCGGUGUGCCCUGCCGCAAUAUAUCGAAAAUAUUCUCAUCCGUCCGCAACCACCCUGCCGGGAUCGCUUCGACUCGCUUUGUCCCAGCAACCAGAGUGUGAACAACAGUGUAGUCCGGAAGAAAAAUGAUCCGUGUGACGAUAAUUUUAGCAGCUUUGACGAUAUCCGGUCAAUGCCAAAGCACACAGCAAAGCGGCGUCGAUCGCGACACGUCGGUUUCACAGGGAUUCAUGCCGAUCAAUAACCAACAGGCCGUGGCGCCAGCAGCAGUCCCGGAAACGUCGUCGGUACAGAGCAGAGAUUAUUCAGGCGGUUCAGAUUUCUAUGGUUACAACAAUUAUCCACCUAGUUACGGACCGCCGAGCUCGAGUUAUGGGUCUUCCGGAUCGGGAGUUUCUUUCGAACCUUCGUCGCCGGGCGAAUCCAGUUCGUAUUCAAGUUCUGGUUACAGCGUUCCGUACUACCCGUAUGGAGACGACAGUACAAAGAAAAAGAGACCUAGCUACGCAUCGCCUUACUAUCCACCAACAACGGUCGCUUGCCCGAAUCCGUUUACCAACAACAUAUUGACGGACCUGUUGAAAACCGGGAGCACAGCCAAAUUCGGUCUUGUCAAAUCCGUGAUAGCCGCCAUCGCCACGUUAUUCCUGGCGAAAAUCCCCAUACUGUUAGCCGUCAAGGCUUUAGUACUCAAGUUGUUUGUCGUUCCCUUGGCCGUCGUCGUGCUGUCGUUGCCCGUGCUCAUCCCGGCGGCCCUCCUGUUCCAACCCCUGUGGAAGAGAUGGAAGGAGUUCGUGGGAAUCGACUCCAAACCGCAGAUGGUCAUGAUGAUGCCGGCCAACGACAGCCCUAAGCCCAGCAACAGCACCACGCCCGAACCGGCUUCCUCGAGGGCCUUGGAAAACAACCUGGAAGGCAUACUGAGCAACUUGCUCGAGUCGGAGAAGUGCAUGGAAAGACUUGCUUGUCAGUUGGGCGUGAGAGACGCGAAAUCAGAGUACAAACAGCAAGUGUCUUGGGUUUUGAAGUUUUUGCAAACGCUUCGCGUCGUCCAGAAGAACGAUCAGAUCAGAGAUAAACUCAAACAGUACAGAGAGGCGUACAACUACGGCACCGACGCCGGGGUGGGCAUGGCCGAACAAGAAAACCUGGUCAACGCCGUUUGUUCGGAAGACCGCUAUCCCUGCCGGAGUACCCAAAGGUCGUUGCAGAGAAGCACCAGAGCACUGGUCGGCGUUGCCGGAUUCUGAUAACGACUCAACCGAUUUUCUUCCUGUUGUAAAUAAUACACUAUUAUUAUGUUCAUAAUUUAUUUAUUUUUUUUGUUCAACGUUUAAAAACCGAACCGUUGAAAUUAUUUAUUAUAUACAUACAUACUUAUAUAUAUAUAUGAUCUAAAUUGAAAAGUCCCUGCGCACUUUGCAGGUGAGCCAUAUUAUACGAAAAUAAUCAUCAAAAAUAUAAUUUUGUAAUAAUUUAUUUAAUAUUUUUCCAAUCAAUUAUAUCGUUUAUACAAAAAAAAAACAUAUUGUUUUAGUAUUUUUCAGCGUUCUAUUUAGUUUCGUCUUUUAAGUUAUUGAUUAUAUACAGUGUAUACCUAACGUUAUUGAUAAUAAAACAAUUAUUUAUAAA
Messenger RNA from Adelges cooleyi (spruce gall adelgid), 1786 nucleotides. RefSeq lists its product as uncharacterized. NCBI's taxonomy places the organism in Eukaryota, Metazoa, Arthropoda, Insecta, Hemiptera, Adelgidae. The transcript is spliced from 5 exons. Bases 280 to 1404 code for a protein of 374 amino acids. The record is from RefSeq and is a predicted model, not a curated record.